Messenger RNA from Oldenlandia corymbosa var. corymbosa, 870 nucleotides. NCBI's taxonomy places the organism in Eukaryota, Viridiplantae, Streptophyta, Magnoliopsida, Gentianales, Rubiaceae. The record is from the annotation of a GenBank genome assembly.
AUGCUGGCGAGAUGCUGCAGAACAGCUACCAAUCAUGUUCGUGUUAUUUCGCGGCGGAACGUUGCCGUAGUCGAUGGUCAUUUUUAUGUUCCAUCAUCUUGUGUUAACUACUACUCAAACGCCGCCGCCUCGACGGCGGCGUCCGCUGCGCCUGAUCCCGUCGAGGACACCUCCUCCGCUAAACCGAAUGUUAAUUUGAAUAAGAUGUUUUGGGCUGCACCUCACUCUUUGGCAUUGCCUGCUGACUCGUCACAAAGAAUUGAAGAGCCAAACUUUGAAGGUGUCAAGCGUUUUAUCCUUAGAUUGAUGCUUUUCUAUAGUAAGCAGAGCAAGUCUAUCCGUGGAGCAAAUGUGAUUUAUCGCCGUGUUGUUUCUCAAGCUGACCGACCUCCUAUCUAUGAUGUAUUUAGCAUUGAGAAAACCUUUAAAACAACAUUCUCCUUGCUCGUACUCCAUAUGUGGCUUGUCUUACGCCGCUUAAAAGAAGAGGGUAACGAAGGAGUGGAACUUGGGCAGUACCUGUAUGAAGUUUACAAUCAUGACGUCGAAUUGAGAGUUUCCAAGGCCGGGGUCAAUUUACUGCUAAGCAAAUGGAUGAAGGAUUUGGAGAAGAUAUUUUAUGGCAAUAUUGUUGCUUAUGAUGCUGCCAUGCUCCCUGAAGCAAAACUGGAUGAGUUACAGAACGUAAUAUGGAGGAAUGUAUUCUCUGAUGAUGGUUCAUCUAAAGCUCCCCCUUCUGUUGCAUUGAACCCAGUUCAGGCGAUGGCACGAUAUGUUCGUCUUCAAUCUACUUGCCUUUCACUGACAGAUAAAGAAGCUAUAUUUUCAGGCAACUUCAUGUUUACUCCGCUGGAAAGCACAAAGAGCUGA